AUGAGGAACAGGGCAACGACACCUUUGAGCAAGGCUAAAAUUCGACAAUCAUGGAGCAAAUACAACUUAUAUAACCUACACCGAUUCCGCCCCCCCCCAACCUCCAGCAGAACAUUUUUCCAGCAGAAAUGGACCGCCAAAUCCACAGCCCGAUCUUACCACGGCGAGCAAAUACGUGAGUCUCAAUGGACUCGAAUGUUCUCUCGCCGACUGGCCAGUGUCGUCCCUAUGAACCCGCAACAGCUUGCCAGUGAUGACGGAUCAAUCAUUUCCGCCGGUCGAGGUUCCGGCUUAGAGAGCGAAGGGAGAAAAUUUACGCCGAAACGCACGCCGUAUACGAAUAUGACUUUUGCGCCGUUGGAGCGACGGUUGGAUGUUGCUAUAUUCAGAGCUAUGUUCGCUAGUAGUACGAGACAGGCAAGGCAGUUUGUGGUUCAUGGUGCUGUUACUGUGAAUGGGAAGCAGAUGCAAUUCCCUGGUUAUCUCCUCAACCCCGGGGAUCUCUUCCAAGUCGAACCUGAGCGGGUCAUGUACGCCACAGGUGCGCCGAAGAAUAAACUCGAACGUCGUGAGGCCCGUGUAGCGAAAAGAGCAGAAACGAAAAAUGACGAGACCGAGGCUGAGAACUCCGAGGAAUCAAGCGAAACAAAAGCAGCGGAGGAAUCCAAGGAAGUGCAGAGUCCCAAGGAAACAUUACAACGUCUUCUUGCUCAGGCCAAGACCAUCAUGUCUCGUGAGAAGGACGUCCUCCCUGCGAAGAAAAAACAAGAGCUCCGUGGAUUCCAGAAAGUCGUCCGUAGUGUCCUCUCCAAAUCCGCCACCAGCACCAUUCUCGCGGAUAACCUCGAGUCGCAAUUCUCCGAGCUGCUCGGUCUCUUGAAAGCGAAGAAAGCCGAGCCUGGUACUUCCCGCCGCAAUAAAAAGGAUACCGAAGCCAAGAGCGACAAUGCCGUCGCCGAAGAAAUUACCAGCGGCCUCAGUGAGGAAUUGAAGGAUGCCUUCAGGCAGGCCGCCGAGAACCCAGACUCAGUCGACGCCUCCGAACUUAGCGAAGACGAAGUCGAAAUCCUCAAACAGGCCAUUGCUCAAAUGCGCGACAACCCCAUCGACACCAGCAAGCCUUAUGCAACGCCCUGGCGGCCUCGCGACUUUAUGAACGCUUUUGCAUUUAUUCCUCGAUACUUGGAGGUCAACCACAAGAUUUGCGCGGCUGUCUAUUUGCGACACCCUGUUGCGCGACCGGGAUUCUCGGAGGUGCCCAGUCCGUUUGGCGAGAGUAUCCAGACACCUGCUUUUGCCUGGUACCUUCGCAGGCGGUAG
Molecule: messenger RNA, 1320 nt
Organism: Talaromyces amestolkiae
Lineage: Eukaryota; Fungi; Ascomycota; Eurotiomycetes; Eurotiales; Trichocomaceae
Exons: 3
Coding region: 1-1320 (439 amino acids)
Biological process (GO): positive regulation of translational fidelity
Cellular component (GO): mitochondrial small ribosomal subunit
Molecular function (GO): structural constituent of ribosome; rRNA binding
Source: RefSeq, a predicted model, not a curated record